This is a messenger RNA of Vespula vulgaris, 6830 nucleotides long. RefSeq names its product sister chromatid cohesion protein PDS5 homolog B (gene pds5). Gene Ontology annotation, cellular component: chromatin; nucleus. The transcript has 17 exons. Lineage: Eukaryota; Metazoa; Arthropoda; Insecta; Hymenoptera; Vespidae. The record is from RefSeq and is a predicted model, not a curated record. The coding region runs from base 352 to 3981 and encodes 1209 amino acids. Gene Ontology annotation, biological process: mitotic sister chromatid cohesion; DNA repair.
UCAAACGUUCGGAUUGCGCUGUCGCGUCCUUUGACACGCUUAACCGUUUAAGAAAACGAUUUCGCCACUUUUUCGCUGACGUUUUGACUAUUCUACGAUGCCAAGUAUUUACAGAAAAUUCAGAAAAUUACGUCGAAGGCGAUACGUUCGUACUUAGUAGUAAAGAUAUUGUGAGUUCAUUCUGAAAAUUAAGUUUGUGCCGUGUGUUCAUCAGCUACAUUUGCUUUAUUGAUAUUUUGAGUGUCAUAGGACUUUUAGUGCCUAUGCAUAUCUUGAGAAUUUGGACCGUGUUCUAGAUUACUUUAAGAACAAAUAGUUUUCUAUACGUAGUUGGAUUACUUGAAAGACAUUAUGUCAGAAAUUGUUUACCCUCAAGGGUGUAGAUCUGUUACUGAAGAUCUAGGCCCAGAUGAAUUGAUCAGAAGACUUAAGACAUUGGCUCAUACGUUACAAGCUAUGGGUCAAGAUGAAGGAAUGUAUCAACAAUAUAUUCCAUUAGCUUUGCAUUUAGCAGAAGAACAUUUUUUAAUGCAUCAAAGUAAAGAUGUUCAAUUGUUAAUUGCAUGCUGUAUUGCAGACGUACUAAGAGUUUAUGCUCCUGAAGCACCUUAUAAAGAUGCAGAUCAGGUGAAAACAAUCUUUCUAUUUUUAAUCAAACAACUAGCUGGUUUAAAAGAUCCUAAAGAUCCAGCUUUCAAAAGAUAUUUUUAUCUUCUUGAAAAUUUAGCAUAUGUCAAGUCAUUUAAUAUGUGUUUUGAACUUGAAGACUGUCAAGAAAUUUUCUGUGCACUUUUCUCUCUUAUGUUUAGAAUAGUCAAUGAUGAACAUUCUGGAAAAGUUAAAAGCUUUAUGUUGGAUGUCCUCUGUCCACUUAUUACUGAAUCAGAUAUUGUCAGUAAUGAAUUAUUAGAUAUUAUACUUAUGAAUAUUGUAGAACCAAACAAAACUCAGAAAAAGAAUGCAUAUUUACUUGCUAAAGAAUUAGUAAUUAAAUGCAGUGAUACAUUGGAACCAUAUAUUCAAGCAUUUUUCAAUCAUGUGUUGAUCUUGGGAAAAGAAGAAAAAAGUUUACAAAUUUGUAAAAAAGUUUAUGACUUGAUUUAUGAGUUAAAUCAUAUCUGUCCAAGCGUCUUGUUGUCCGUCCUUCCACAAUUAGAAUGUAAAUUAAAAUCUUCAUCGGAAACUGAAAGAUUAGGUGCAGUAGCACUAUUGGCAAGAAUGUUUUCAGAAAAAGGAUCUCAAUUAGCUGUUCAACAUACACAAUUAUGGAGAGCAUUUUUGGGAAGAUUUAAUGACAUAAGUGUUUCCAUUCGUAUUAAAUGUGUCCAGUAUUCAAUGCAUUUUUUAUUAAAUCAUCCAGAACUUAGGAAGGAUAUAACUGAUACUUUGAAAUUAAGACAACAUGACGCUGAUGAAAGUGUUAGAUAUGAAGUAGUUAUGGCUAUAGUAACAACUGCUAGGAGAGAUUUUGAAGUUGUCUCAGAUAGUGAAGAUUUGCUUGAAUUUGUAAAAGAAAGAACUUUGGAUAAGAAGUUUAAAAUUAGAAAAGAAGCAAUGGCAGGUCUUGCUAUGAUAUAUAAGAAACACCUGAAUGACUCAGACGUGCCACAGGCUACAAAAAAGGCUGUUACUUGGAUAAAAGACAAAAUAUUGCAUGGUUAUUAUAUGGCAAGUAUGGAGGACAGAUUAUUGGUAGAAAGACUAUUAAACACAUGCUUAGUUCCCUAUCAGUUACCAGCAGAGGAAAGAAUGAAAAAGUUAUAUCAUUUACUUGGUACAAUCGAUGAUCAUGCAUCUAAAGCUUUCGUAGAAUUGCAAAAACAUCAACUCGCGGUCAGAAGGGCUGUUGUUGAAUGGUUAGAAAUUAUAAAACGACCAGAAGCUACAAACGAAUUAAUGACAAAGAUUCAUCAAAUUUCACGUUUUUUGCCUGAUCCCAUGAAGGUACAGGAAUUUUUACAAAAAUUCAAUGGACACAUGAAAAAAGAUUCAGCAUUGUUACAAGGCAUGGAAACAAUUGUUCAGCCUAAUGUUUCGUGCAAAGAGUGUGCUGAUACAAUAAGUUUAGUUUUGAAAAAAUUGGGUCAACCAGUAAUGACAAAUUUAUAUUACAAUACAAUAAAGAUGUUAUUGGAAAGAGUGAGCUCUGUUAUGAUCGAUGAAGAAGCAAUCAGGGUUUUAAUAGGAUAUGUAUUAGAUUGUUUAAAGGGAGGUAAUGUAAUUGAAGAAGUUGGUUUGAAUCCAAAUAACGCUGGUGAAAAGGGCUUAAGACUGCUAGUUAUGUUGUCUUUCGUAUUUGGCCCACAUUUUCUUCAUAAUGAUAUCUUAAUGCAAUUGGUACAUCUUUUAGAAUUAGAGGAUGAGAUGGUAGGACCACUUGUCCUAUCAAUCUUUACAUUUUUAGGAAAAUAUAAACCUUUAUGCGAGGUAGCACCUGAUAUUAUGAAUCUUAUGGUACCAAUCUGCAAAAACUUUGCUGAAACAGGGACUCCAAAACAAGCGAAACAAGCUGUUAGGUGUUUGUUUGUUAAUAUGACCAAUAUUCACGAUAAAAUUUUUCCAGAAAUCAUUGAAAGAAUUAAAAUGACAUUGACACCCACAUCAGAAUUUUAUCGAACUUCUAUAGUUACAUUAGGUCAUAUAGCAUAUAAUUUGCCAGAUAAAUAUCAAGUACAAAUAAAAAAUAUGGUAUCCAGAAAAAUUGUUAAAGAACUGCUUGUAAAAGAAAGUAGUGAACAAACAGCUGAUACUAUUGAAGGCGAGUGGUGCCGUGAAGAUCAGCUUCCUGAAGAAACACGUUGCCGAUUAGAAGGUUUGAAGUGCAUGGCACGUUGGUUGUUGGGUUUGAAAACUGACGUUUUAUCUGCACAGAAAACGUUUAGGAUGUUGAAUGCAUUUGUUGUAAAUAAGGGUGAUCUUUUACAACAAGGACGUUUAAGUAAAGCUGAGAUGAGUUGGUUACGUUUACAGGCUGGUUGUUCAAUGUUAAAAAUUUGUGAACAGAAAGGGGUUGGCGAUCAAUUCACAGCAGAACAAUUUUAUAAUCUUUCUCAACUUAUGGUGGAUGAAGUUCCUCAAGUUAGGGAAGCCUUUGGUAGUAAAUUACAUAAAGGACUUGGUAGAGGAAUACCAAACAAAUGUUUACCAUUAGACUUUAUGGGAUAUUAUGCUUUGGCAGGCAAAGAGCAAGAUAAAAGAUUGAAAUGUUUAUUGAAAACAUAUAUGCAAACUGAUAUAAACAAAAGAAGGGAUUACGUUAAAACGUUGUCGUUGGGUACUGUAGAACGGGCCAUGGGUCAACUACCACACAUUUUGCCCGAUUAUAUGCUAGUUUUUGCAGUUCCCAUUCUAGCACAUGAUCCUGAAUUUACAAGUCACCUAAUAGUUAGUCAGUUAAAAGUCAUACAACAAUGUCUAUGGUUUAUACUUGAGCCACUCAUUACAAAGAAUGAAUAUUAUUGUUAUGGGUUUUAUAAAAACCUUAUAGAGCGUAUGAAAAGUCAUAAAGAUGCAUUGAAACCAGAAGACAACAAUAUGAAUUAUAAAUUGUGGGCAGUAUGUGAUUUAGCUAUGAACGUGAUAUACACUAAAACAACUAAUUUUGAUAUGAAAGAAUUUCCAAGUGAAACACGCAUACCUACGAUGUACUUUAAACGAACGGAUGAAUUAGCUAAUACAAAAAAUUAUCUACCAGCAGAAAUGCAAAUAAACAUGACCAGUACUAAGGGAAAAGGUUCAUUACAUAAUGUACACACAGUAAGCGAAAGACCGCAGCGUAGAGCUAAAUCUAAACAACAAAAAGAAGUUGGCAUUGGUCCCAAUGAGACAGAUGCAAGGCUGCAAAUUGGAGAAGUUGAAUGCAUUGAUGCACAGCCUGCUGAAGCAUCUGAGACUAGAAUUCAAUUACCUGGUUUGGAAGAGGAGAUUGAAGAGCCACCUGCAAAAAGGGCAUUGAGGGAGUCAGAUAAAGUAAAUAAGUAAUUAAGUGAUCGAACUCUGUAAUCAAGGGGGGGGAGGUGACUGGAGAUCGGGAAAAGACUUAAGAAGCGCGAUGAUACUAUAAGAAUUAAAGAAUCUAAAAAUACUUUACAAAUUAGAAUACAGAAUAUUUUGGUUAUGUACAACAAUUAAUAAACCUAAGUCGUUCGCGUAUUUUUAGAUUAUAAGGUGUUACGAUUAUGACACAUUAACUUCAAAUUAUUAAUACACGUAGGCUUAUGAUUCAGAGACUUCUCUGGACUUACAACCUAUGACUAAAAAGGGAAGAAUAUUCAUUAGUUCGUUGAACAUGUGGCUCACCAAGUGUGUUUGAUUGUUCAUAUGAAUGGAAUACAUAUAUGUCUUAGAUACUGUUUCUUUUACAGACCGAUAAAAGAAAAAACUAUCAAAGAAUCGAUCGUAAACUAGAAUUAUUGUUUAAGAUGGCUAUGUUCAUUUUGACACUUUUUAUAAAACGUGUAAAACUGUAUCUAAGUUAACAUUUUUUCUUCCUUGAGGGGUGAUGCCUGAUAACUGUUGUUUUGUUCACUUCGAGAGUUUAUUGAUAAAAAUAAUAAUGGAAAGUUCGUGUGACAUUAUACAUUCAAAAGUAUACUGCACAAUUCUCAAAGAUAUUAAGUAAUGAAUAAAUAUGUGCAAAGAAGAUUUUUAAGAAUCGACAUCAUAUUUGACAGAUAUUCGUAAACACAUUAAGCAUUUAUAAACUUAUGAGCUUUAUAAGUUUUCAUACAUAUGCACAUGUAUAUUUAAUUACAAGUUUAUAGAUGGAAGAGAACAAUACAACUUUGUUGGGUUAAUGUAAAUGAUAUAUUUUAUGGAUGAAUUGGCUUUGUGAUCCAAAGUUGUGUUUGUUUCUUUUAUUAUGUUUAUCAUUAUGUCUCUUUAUUUUUAUUGUAAUUAUUAUCAUCACUAUAGUUACUUUAAUAAGCAGAAUUUUAUUGUAUAGGUAAAUUGGUGAGACCUUUUUCUUUUUUUUUUCUUUUUUUUUUUUUUCAAAUGAAAUAUUUACUGCCACGUGAAAUAUAUUUAAUUUCUCUUAUUCGUUCAUUUUUAAAGUAAUAUAAUUGGAAAAAUGUUAAGUAAGCUAUUCAUAUAAGAUAGAAACAACAGAAAUUUAUUUUCUAACUUAUUUUAUGCGGAUCUUUAAUAAAUAUUCAUAAAUUCUUUGGUGCACAAUAUUUCUAAAUUAUUAAAAUGGAAAAUAAAAAUAUUGCAAUAUAAAUAGAAGAAAACGACAAUACAUUAUAAAAAGGAUUAUUGACAACAAAAAUAAUUUAAUAAUUUUCUUAAAAAUGAAUACUUAUUAUCUCUCCAUGAAUACAUGAUAAUAGAACAUUUCUAUUCAAUUCAAGUUUGUAUCCAAAACUUUUCUGUACCUGUUGUAAAUUUAAUGUCAAUGAAUUUUCUGAUAUUGCAGGGCAGAAUACUUCAAAAAUUACUUUUAACAUUUUUACUCACGGUCUAUUUUUCAUAACGGUAUCAAUUUUUUAAUACACGUUUACUAUAAAAAAAAAAACCAUACUCAUAAAAUAUAAUUAAAUCUCCAUGUUGACGCAUCAAGUAUACUGAAUUUGAAUAAGUAUGUCAUGUAUAUUACUCUUUAUCUUGACAUUAACGUUUUGCUAAGUAAACUAUUUCAUUUUCAGGUUUUCUAUAUUUAUAACAAUUCACUAGCAAGUUUAUACCUCAGUGAUAAUAUAGACUCCUGUUUAUAAAUAUGUAAAUUAUAGCAUAAUUAUAUAUAAACGUAAUUUAACUCUAGUGUGAUUAUAUACCUUUCACAUGCUCACUGUAAUACAAGUGCAUGUGCCAGGUAAUUAUCAUCACUACUACUAUUUUUAUCAUACAAACUUUUUUAUCACACAUUAAAUAUCAUUAAUGUGUAAUCAAGAAAAAUAAAUGUUCCAGAGAUUGAAAACUAAUUUAGUUUUUAUAUUUACAAAUAAGUGUAUUGCCUAUGUAUUGAAGCGUUCUUUUGUGUUAUGUAUUAUUUAUAUCUGGACUAUUCUAAAUAUUAAUUCUUAUUUAAUAUUCGUAAAUAUAUAACAAGUAUUUGAUUUUAUUAAUCAUUAGACAGAAAAGAGAUUUGGGUACGAAUUUGAAUAAAAUUCGAAGAAUUUAAAUUUGGCCUAUAUCUCCGGAAGUUUCUUUUUCUUCUUGUGAUGAUCAUUUAUUACAGGUAGAACUGCAUAUAGUGUGCAUGUUAUUGUAAGUAAUGAUGGAUGAUUGAGAUUAUUAUACUAAUAUACUCGAAUUCACACAGAUUACAGUACAGCAAAGUUCUAAUGUUACAUUUUUUCUGCAAAUUAUAAAUUCGCAUUUUAGGGUAAUAUUAAUUACAAUAAUUAUAUUAAACAUUAUUUUAUACACCACUACUGAUAAACCAUACAUUUCAACUAUAACUUAGGCUUUUUAAUCAGAUAUAUUUGAGGGUAUUGCUUUUAUUGUAAACUUGUGGAUGUAUAUCGAUAACUAUUUCAUAUCACAAUAUAUCAUCACAAGUUUCUUUGAAGUUAUAGUCUUGCAAUUGAUGUAGAUAUAAUUUUUAAAGAUAUUUUAUUUCAUAAUAGAUACAUAUCUAUAUUAAAUUUUUUGGUCACCAAAAUAAUUUGUACGCUCAUCUUUAACCACAGAUCUUAUAUAAGUUAAUAUUACUUUCUUAGGUGCUGUAAUAUCUUCAAUAUAAUGAUGCAUAGUACUGCAGUUUUUACAAAAAAUGGUCAUACAUUAUCCAUACAUACUGAUCAAAAACCGAUUAAAAUAAUCAGUGCUAUUCAUCUGUCAAUUUGUGACAUAACUAAAGUAUUGUAAUGAUUAUAUAAUAAAAUAAA